UUGUUUGCUGCUGUUCCUGCUGCCGCCGCUGGGGGCGCAGCUCCUCUCAGCAUCCGGCCUCAGCAUCACCGAGAAACGACACCGACACCGACAGCAGCUCAGCCCGGACAUGGACGACGUCCCGCCGAUCAUCACCGUGGCCAUCGCCCUGCGGAUCCAGCCCAACGACGGGCCCGUGUUCUUCAAGGUGGACGGAACCCGCUUCGGCCAGAACCGGACCAUCAAGCUGCUCACCGGCUCCAAGUACCGGAUCGAGGUGGUGCUGCGGCCCGGUACCGUGGAGGCCACCAACAUGAACAUCGGCGGUGUGGUCUUUCCUCUGGAGCAGCAGUCCAGAGACGCCGAGUCGGUGGUUUACCACGGCCUCUACGACACCGAAGGCGUUCCACAUACGAAGAGCGGCGACCGGCAGCCGGUGCAGGUCAGCAUCGAGUUUAACAAGGCGGGAACCUUCGAGACGGUCUGGCAGGCCAAAUACUACAACUACUAUAAGAGGGAGCACUGCCAGUUCGGCAACAAGUUCAGCAACAUCGAGUACGAGUGCAAACCCAACGAGACGCGAACCCUGAUGUGGAUCAACAAGGAGGCGUUCAACUGAGAGCCACUUCCUGUAUCUCCAGCAGACAGACCAGCGGUUUGCUCUGCUGGCUUCAGGUUUCUGCUUUAAAGCUGCUGCUAACUGUAAAGGAUCACUGCUCAGUCUUCCUCCCAGAAAAGAUCAUAGAAGAAUUUGAAGCGCUGCAGCUUUAAAGCAGAGCGACAAAGGUUUUCUGAUGAAGUUUAAUGAACAUCUCAAGUCUGUGUGUCCACUGCAGGGAAGUCUUUUUUUAAAGCUUUAAACAUCAAAAACAACAAAAAAUAGAGUUUAGAUAUGAAAUAAAGUUUGGUAAGAACUCAUGAUAACCUAAAAUAAAAAUAGAUCCAAACCAACAGGGCGACAGACUAAAAAAAACACUGAAUCAUGUAAAAGUACAAAAUACAAAAUGAAACUGAGCAAUUUAAAGAGAGAGAGAACUCAGAGAUGUCUUCUGUCUGCAGGACUUCACAUAAAUCAACAACAAAUGAGGUGAAAAGAACUAAAUCUGAUCUGAAAUGACAAAACCUCACAUUUAAAAUGACUGACUUUGUCUAAAUUGACCUCAGAGUCGUCCAAAAUGACUCAAAAUUUAAUUAAAAUGUCAAAUGUUUGUGAAAAACCCAAAGUUGGAACGAUGGAAGUCAGAAAAAAAUAAUCAACGUUUCUUUGAUUCUUUAUUUAGAAAAAGAACAGCUGGUAUCAGCACUGGAUAAAUGUAUGUAGAUAUUUAAAGGGGCACCGAGGAAGAUUUUAGCGGAAAUGUAGCGUUGCCUACAUUUCCUUUGAGCCUCGGCGCGCACUGUCGCAAACCGUCGUAAACGAGCGAGCGAGCCUCAGGAAAGCCGGCGGAGUUGAAAUCAUUGUUACCGAGCUAACGUUCAGUAGCUCCGAGCUAACGUUACAUUAGCCAAUACCCACACAGUGUUUUUGCCACAAAGUUAGUCAACUAAACCAGUCACAGUCAAACGAAUCCCAUAGUCUACUAACCACACAUCGCAAGCAACACACACAAAAGACAAAAGAAUUGUAUCAAACUUACAAAGAGCUAAAGUUACGUACCUGUCUAGGAGAAGCACAGCCAGCUCAGCAUCUGUUUUCAUUCCUUUUUGCUCCCGGAAUUCUCUCCACCUCUGAAAUGCCUGUCCAAGAUGAACUUGUCUUUUGCUUUUUUGUCGAUCUGACAACCUUUUUGCUUGCAGACUUUGCUCCGUUCGCUUCCUUUUGCGCUCCAUGUGUGCUGUCUUCUCAACCAACUCUCCGCUCUGCUACUGCUAAAAACAGCUAGCUCCGCUCUGCUACGCCCCGUCAGCGCACGCGCUCCGUAUUUGCUGUAAAUCGCUUCGUCUCUCACAGGAAACUCUAGACGAGUCGACAAAAAAUUAAUAAAAUACAAAUAUUUACAAAACCAAAAUGAUUCAUGAAUUGAAAAUGUGGGCAUUAACAAGUGUAAAUAACAAAGAUUCAUCCACAUUAAUAUGAGACUUUGUUACGAGCAUAAAAAUCUUCCUCGUGCCCUUUAACUCUUUAUAUUUUUGUCUGCUUUGUUUACACUGCCUGCAGUUCACCUGAAAGCUCACAGCUCAGUCAUCCACGGCUUCACGUUUGCACCCACAUCUCUGAAUUUUCAGUUUUUUAUGAGCUUUGGUUUAACCAAAGGCUUAAUUUUUGCCAUUUAAAAAAAGUACUUGUAGAAUGAAGUGAUUUGACUGAAGUUGGAAUCGGACAUCUGACGUUUUGGUUCGUAUAUUUUAAAAUGAAUAAGGUGCAUUUGAAAGCCACUGGUGAGUUUCAGGCUUCAGAGGCUUCAUUCUGAUGCAGCAGAAACCCUGAAGUGGAUUCACAGACAUGAAACUUGUUCCAGUGAGUCAGAAGAAGCAGGAAAGGGACGAGACCAGGAUGGACCAGACCUGGACAAAAGAGAAUCCUCAUCCUGUUCUGCGUCUUCACAGGAAAUAAAGUUUAGUAGCAGAAACACAUUUUUGUUUUUUUAUUAUCAAAUCUGAAAUAAAUGUCAGCUUUACGUUUGUGCUUCAGUUCAGACUGAACAAAGCAGGAAACAGGGACUAUUUCCAGCGGCGGAUGAACGUCUGCUGGGCCUCGGUGCUUCUGAUCUUCUGCUUCCGUUGCAUGGCCUCCUUCUUUUAUUGCCAAAUCUGAUCCGUCCUUCGUCCCGUCGCUCACAAAGCGUCUCACCGCCUGAACUCUGCUGUUUUGUUUCGUGUAGAACUGACGAGUGUGAAGUGUGUUUGUGAUUAAACCUGCGUGUCCAACCCCA
Molecule: messenger RNA, 2852 nt
Organism: Acanthochromis polyacanthus (spiny chromis)
Lineage: Eukaryota; Metazoa; Chordata; Actinopteri; Pomacentridae
Gene: cnrip1a
Product: cannabinoid receptor interacting protein 1a
Exons: 3
Coding region: 110-598 (162 amino acids)
Biological process (GO): negative regulation of signaling receptor activity
Cellular component (GO): plasma membrane
Molecular function (GO): type 1 cannabinoid receptor binding
Source: RefSeq, a predicted model, not a curated record